Colletotrichum phormii is the source of this 1085-nucleotide messenger RNA. RefSeq lists its product as uncharacterized. The coding region runs from base 102 to 413 and encodes 103 amino acids. The transcript is spliced from 2 exons. The record is from RefSeq and is a predicted model, not a curated record. NCBI's taxonomy places the organism in Eukaryota, Fungi, Ascomycota, Sordariomycetes, Glomerellales, Glomerellaceae.
UUAUCGCCUUUGGUUUACUUCGUCAAAAACUUUCUUGGAGCAGGAAACGCUAAAUUCUUGGAGCCUGACUAAGGAAGUUUGCAUUAACAACAUAAACCAUCAUGAAGAUUACCACUCUUACCUGUCUUUGGGCCUCUUUCGUCGGCAUCGCUACAGCCGCUGUCGGUUGUAGAGUCGAGCUUCUCAAUGUCAACCAAGCUGUUGUCGGGAGUGGCUGUGUCCCUUUCCAGUCAUCAGCGAUCAUCGCAGAUCCCAACUACAAACGAAGUUACACAUUCUAUGCCACGAACGACUGCGGCUUGAGUUUGGAGGCUAAGACGUUUCGGGAGCCCACACGGACCACAGCUUGUCUUCGAGGUCUGUGCCGGACCAGAGAACCAGGAAAACUUCCGUGGCCCCGCAGUGAAGUCUGACCGCAGGGGGCAUCGACUAUUCAGGAUAGAUAGGCACUAUUUACUUUUGUCCGAUCUCACUUGCUUAGGCUUCGGUGAGAUGAUCACCACAGCGAUGAAUUCUCGGUCUCGGUAAUCUUGCAAAGACGACUAUUUCAUGUGGCCCCGAUCGCUGUAAGGAGUGAGACCUAUCUCUUUAACACCCGACUGUCCUGGUCUACAGUCGUAUCUUAAGCCCUCGGCACUCAACUCCUUCAAGAACAGCUGCAGGGAAUUCUAGUGGCUGAAACUGAUCUUACGAUCAGAGUGGACUCUACUCAUUCAUUCUGCAGUAAUAAUUAUCCCAAAAAAUUUUUUGAGAUAAUGAGAGAAGUUACGGAUACGCAGCCGUUUGCUCGUUUGCCGAGCCUGGUCCACAGAGCGGUUUCUAAUAUAUAUCCCUCAGGCGUUUUUUUUUCUUUGCGUUCUGCUGUGUGGGGCCGUGUCUACGUCUUCGUACCACCCUCAUCAAAUCACAGUCGUUCUCAAGUUUGGAGACAUGUCACCUCAUCGCGAGGAGCGAGGAUUUCCCCGUCGCUGGGCAGCAUGACGGAAGAUAGACACUUGCCCUGGCGUUGUAACGCAUCAUUAGCGAAGGGCAACACUUUUUUGAACAACCAUCAAAGCCCCUAGGACCAUGUGACACACUGAUCA